Messenger RNA from Rangifer tarandus platyrhynchus (Svalbard reindeer), 555 nucleotides. NCBI's taxonomy places the organism in Eukaryota, Metazoa, Chordata, Mammalia, Artiodactyla, Cervidae. The record is from the annotation of a GenBank genome assembly.
AUGGAUCCUGUUGAUAAAAUGAAACUGGUAGAAUCUUUGUGUCAAGUGUUACAGUCUGCUGGGUUUUUCAGCAUUGACCGGGAAGAAGAUGUUGACUUCCUGGCCAGAUUUUCUAAAUUGGUCAAUGGAAUGGGACAGUCAUUGAUAGUUAGCUGGACUAAAUUAAUUAAAAAUGGGGAUAUCAAAAAUGCUCAGGAGGCACUGCAAGGUACUGAAACAAAGGUGGCGCUGAUGUUGCAGCUCCUAAUUCAUGAGGAUGAUGACAUCUCUUCUAACAUUAUUGGAUUUUGUUACGAUUAUCUUCAUAUUUUGAAACAGCUUACAGUGCUUUCAGAUCAACAAAAAGCUAAUGUAGAGGCAAUCAUGUUGGCCGUUAUGAAAAAAUUAACUUACGAUGAAGAAUAUAACUUUGAAAAUGAGGGUGAAGACGAAGCCAUGUUUGUAGAAUAUAGAAAACAACUGAAGUUAUUGUUGGACAGGCUUGCUCAAGUUUCACCAGAGUUACUGCUGGCUUCUGUUCGCAGAGUGUUCAGUUCUACACUGCAGAACUGGUAG